AAAGAACGUCUUAAAAACGAGAGUAAGACUGAGCAACGAUUGUAAGAUGUCGUCCUAUUUACAGCACUAUCCCUCAUCUCCAAGCUAUUCUAUGUCUUCUACGGCUCAAAUAGCGCCUACAGUAGGAUCAAUUUGCUAUUCAUCAGCACCACCAUUGCCCAAAACAAUAAUAACAAAGGGAGAUAUUUCAGCGUCUAUUGAAGCGUAUCAGGAUCUUCUUUAUGCAGCAAAGAUAUAUAGAAACAGCUUGGUACAAGUAUCUAAGACAGCGUCGUCAUUUGGUACGGCGUUAGAGAAAUGUGCAAGAUGUAAGGGAGUAGGAGAAGAAGAGAUGUCAGGAUUUAUGUUAGCGGGAGGACUUCAAUACCUUAUAGCGAAUCAUCAACAGAUUUUGAGUGAAACGUUGUAUAGAAGGUUUGAAAUUCCAUUGAUGGAAGAGUUGGAUACGUUUAGAGCAAUUACACAAGAACGAGAUGAUAGAUAUCAAAGGAUGAUGAUGGAGAAGAAUAAGAGGAUCCAGGAGAGGGAAGCAGAGCAUUUGAGAGUUGGUAGAAAGAGACAACGAGAUUUAGCAACGUUUAGACAAGCACUUGUAGAUCUAUCGAAGCUAGCAGAUGAUUUAGAACGAUUAAAAUCGGAACAUUAUAAUGGGGCGUUAGAUACGAUACAUGAGACAUGGUCGAAAGUUCUUGAUUAUACAGCGUUAAUUACUAGGGCAGAGCUAGAUAUAUAUGAGGGGAUAGCAAGAAAAGGAUGGAGUGGUGGGGGACUUGAAGAGAUUAUGGCACGAUGUGAGGAUCCAUUUAAUACAGGACAAGGAGAAGGAUCGAUGACACAAGGAGGAGGACAUGGGGAAAUAUUUAGUAUUCUUCCAUCGCAUUCAAUAUUAACGUCACCUCAAUCGCCUAUUUUUAAUGAAGAUAAACUUAUUGGACAAUAUAGGUCGUUAACGAGGACGUUUUCGAACGAGGAAGGAUUUGAAGAUUAUAAUGAAGAAGAUGCAAAAAGUAUAUUUUCAUCAGAUAUAGGGAAAUAUAAAUCAGGAAUGAAUGAAGAAACCUCUCGUUAUGAGGAGAAUAAUCCAGAGAUUAUGAAUUUAUCAUCAAAUAAUUUACUGGAUAUUAAUCAAAAGAUCGAAUCAAUAAAUAUAGAUAUCUUGAAUAAGAAUGGAUAUUAUGAUUCAAAUGAGAAUGAGCUCAAAAAUGGGUUUUGCACAGAAACUAGUGAUAAUAACCCACAUGAUAUUCAUUCUACAUGAUAUUGAUUCUACUUGAUAUUACAUAUCAGUAUGAAAC
This is a messenger RNA of Pneumocystis carinii B80, 1295 nucleotides long. RefSeq lists its product as hypothetical. Gene Ontology annotation, biological process: vacuole fusion, non-autophagic. The transcript is spliced from 4 exons. Gene Ontology annotation, cellular component: fungal-type vacuole membrane. The coding region runs from base 47 to 1258 and encodes 403 amino acids. NCBI's taxonomy places the organism in Eukaryota, Fungi, Ascomycota, Pneumocystomycetes, Pneumocystales, Pneumocystaceae. Gene Ontology annotation, molecular function: phospholipid binding. The record is from RefSeq and is a predicted model, not a curated record.